Sclerotinia trifoliorum is the source of this 4571-nucleotide messenger RNA. The record is from the annotation of a GenBank genome assembly. Lineage: Eukaryota; Fungi; Ascomycota; Leotiomycetes; Helotiales; Sclerotiniaceae.
GGUCAGUUUCCUCAAGGCCGCUUUUCAAACUUGGUGAUUUCUCGAGGUUAGAAAUCACUGCCAUGCUAACACUAUCUAUUUAUUUCCUGUUUUAAGCUCAUGCAACUUGCACAAAGAAUGCAAUUCGUGGGUAGACCUCCUCCGGAUCCAUUCUUCAACUCUAUCAACGACAUCGACUCUACUGACGACAUGGCUGUGUUACUAACAGCAAUUACUUUUGCUCAGAUGUACACGGUGCUACAAAUAUUGAAAAAAGGUCGUCUGAAUAUUGAUUCUUACUCCAAAAUAAACGGACUGAACGCCCCCACACUGUGCUUCAAAAGACGGCCAGUUACAAAUUGUUAAGGUCCUUCUUAAUCAUGGCGCCUCAAUCAAUCUCCCUACUUCCAAUGAUGCAGUAGACUCAGGAUACUAUCCAUUUUAUUCGGAUUGUGUGACACCCUUUCACCUAGCAAUUGCGAGUGGACAUCUAGAUGUUGCCACAUUUCUAGAAGAGAAUGGAGCAGAUAUCAACAAACCUAGUGAAUCGGGGCUCACACCACUGCAUUCCGCUGUUAGACAGAGCAUCUACAUGAUCAAAUAUUUGCUCCAAUCCUCCAGGCAUCAUCAUUCAUUUUCUACUGCGACGCUUUCAGGGUGGACCGUGUUAAUGGAGGCAGCAGCAACCAGCACAUCCGAAGUAUUUAAGUUUAUUCUGCAGGCUUCAAGUUCGUCGAGUGUAUUGCUCCAAUUUAAAGAUGGGGUCAAUUGCCUCCACGCGGCCAUAAAUUCUCGGAUUUAUUCGUGUCAAAAAGUUGCGAUGCUCAAACAGUCAUGCAUAGAUCCAUGCAUACCAACAGCCAAAGGAUUUCUACCUUUGCAUUUGGCAGCUGAAUGUGAUUUUCACACAUUCCGCGAAACUCUCAACUUUUUUUUGACACCACACUCUCUGAAAUGUCGAGAUACUUCGACAUUCAGAGCCUUGACCAACCAUGCAUUCCUGCAGAGCUCCGAUGCUCGGUGGUCCAUUCUUGAUACGUGCACGAUGAACACAUGUUAAAUUGUCUCACCGGCUUCGGGCACUCGAUUUUACAUAUAGUAGUAAAAAAUCGCAAUGACCUUCCGUCCAAUGUCAUAAGGAUGCUAAGACUACUUCUAGCAUCCAGCCGAAAUUUGGACUUGGAAGUUCAAGAUAAAAAUGGUAAUUCAGCAUUGCUAGUGCUUUGCAACAUGUUACUCCGGAAAGGAACAAUAAAUUCGGACCCUUCUUGGCGGAGCUUCAAGGCUAGGGUGAUAAGGCUAUUACUGCGCCAUGGAGCCAUGGCCACUCAACAAGACGAACAAGGGAAUACGGCACUGCACUACCUUUGCAAAACGGAACAUUUCACACAAAUUGAGUUCAAUGUAUAUCAUGUUUGUUGGCAGUCAAAAAUUCGAAAGCAACCAAUAACGCCAAGCUGGACAUACCAGAAAGUUCCAAAUAUCGGAGUAAAUACGAUAGCUAUGACCACCAACAUGGUAAAAAUGAAUAUUAAUAUGGCCAUGAAGACGACAGUGACUGCAAUCAAAAAUUCAUGACAACAUUGGAUUUCCCAAACCAAAAGGUUCAUGCAGAAAAUGACACCAGUAAUUCUCUGGUAUUAGCCAACAAGAAAAAUAUGACUGAGUUACACAUAAUGUUUAACAAACUGGAAAUUCUUGAUGAUCCGGAGCUCCAACCAUUCGGCCCCAAAACUGUGCUUCUUUUAAUAUCCGCGGCUUCCAUAGAUCAGCUCAACAACACCUUAAUUGAUGGCCGCCGUCUGCUUCAUAUUACUCUUAGUCUCAAGCAAGAUCAACUCAGCCAAGCACUUCUUGAUCGAGGCAUUGACGCCAUCUCUCUUGAUGAGGGGAACCCCCCGCGAACAGCCCUUGAAAUGCUUUGUAUUUAUGGAUCACGCGAUAAAAAACUCAUCGGCAAAAUUCUUUCGAAUCAUGCAGAUAAAACCGCACUCAGUGCUCGUGGCUCUACCAUGCUUCAUUUAGCAUGUUUCAACAACCAGAUCAGCGUUCCUGAAGAAGUGCUUCUAGCGGGAUGGAAGGCAGAUAUCUUAAGUCGAGAUGGGCAGCCGCUGAUUUUAGCGGGCGUUCAGUCCGGAGAUACAAGAAUCGUCAGUUUGCUGCUGCAGUAUGGCUGUAUUUUGCUUGACCAAUAUAUAUCCCCUUCGAAUUUAGUGUUCUCGCUCGCUUAUGCGUCAAAUUCACUACUGUGUGAAUUUCUUCAUGAGCAUGGCAUCAAUGAUUGGCAUCAGAAAACUAAAUUGGAAUUCCGGGGUCAUUUCAUACCCGGGAUCAGCAUGAUGGAAAUAGACGAUUAUCCUGCACUUUCAUCAGGGACUAGGCAACAGUUUCUUACCGAGAUAGAAGAUGUGACGCCCCUGCAUAGCGCUUCCUAUCGCGGCACCAAAGAGAUUGUACAGUAUGCUCUGGAUAUUGGUAGUAAAUCAGAUCUCAAUCUUACUGCUAGCUUCGGCACAACUCCGCUGUUUUUGGCGAUUUAUGGCAUACAGCAUGACACCAUAGAGUUGCUUCUAUCAUAUAGUGCCACCACUAGCGAGCUCUACGGCCCGCGUAAAUUGACACCGUUGCAUCUUGCUGUUGUAGUUGGCAACGAACUAGUUGUUAAAUCUCUCCUUCAAUAUGGAGCCGACGCCCAAGCUCGUGAUGGUGCAGAAUUGACACCAUCUAUGAUUGCUUUGGAUCUUGUGUAUGAAAGUAUAGCAAAGAUUUUGGCUAUCACUCCAGCAAAACUUCGUGAGUCUCCGCUGUACUUGUCCUUUAUCGUCUUAGUCAGCUAGUUAUCUCUGUGGAUGAUGGCUACCACUUGGAGAUCAUGCCAAUUACUGAUAUUCCAUCCAUCUAGCACCAUCUGCGCCUGUUUGUUCAGAUAGCAAUAUAUUGGCCGGGGCGACUGAACCAGUGGGAGGUAAUAAGUAUGUAUCGGGCGCCAUUGAAGAUGCAUCAUUCGCCAGGACUUCUCGACUCUUAAAUAUUUACUUCAAAGUGGCUACAAGCUUGAAGGCUCUUAUUGCUGCGAAUGUAGUCCAUUACUUAAGGCAUUUGUAACAAACUCGCACAAAGAAAUCAUUCAUUAUCUACUGGAUAAUGGAGCAUCACUAGAUGGCGUAGUGACAUGCACUAAGCCCAUCGUCACGGCUAGAUUUACACCUCUCCACCAGGCUGCAAUGUUGGGAGACGAACAGAUUAUGGAAAAGAUUCUCAAAUUGGGGAAACCGACUACUCAUCAGAAAGUAUAUCCAUUGCAUAUCGCGGCUUAUAAUUGCCAUUUUGCUUGUGUCAGGUUACUUUUGAAUCAUGAUCUUGAAGGAAAAUGUGGUGUUGACGUGAAGACCAGUCUUGCCCAACCUCGAUGCCUCGCAGAGGCCCAAAUGGUGAUCAAGCAUAUAGGGGUCGUAAAGGGCAUUUGCGGAACAGCCCUGCAUUAUUAUUCAUGGGAAAAUCAUGUGAAUACUAUUAAGGAACUCCUAAGAGCUGGGGCAGAUCCAAAUACUCAAGAAAUGAAGGGGAAAACGCCACUGCAUAUCGCUGCGGAGAACGGUCAACAUCAAGCAUGUCAGGUACUAAUAUCUGCCGGGGCCAAUAUGAUGUCUCGCAACUCGGAAAAUCUCUGCCCAAUUCAUCUAGCAAUAUGGGGAAACACCGGCAGAUCGUGGAGGAUAUGAUAAACCAAGACGCUAGUAUCGAUAUUCUUUUAGAGGAUGGAGGUGACUUACUUCAUUAUGCUUGCUGCUUCGGGAAUACAGAGAUAGUAGAAAUCCUGAUUGCUGCUGGACUGAACAUCAAUUGGGCUGCGCUCGCUCCGAUGUGGGUGUAUAGUGAGUGGAAUUUUCUUUUCUAGUGGAGCUAAAUUAGAGGUCACAUCUAAAGAGAUUUCAGGAAUUUCACCCUUAAAGAUCCAUAAGAAGUGGUACCAAUCAUUCGUGGAAUGUGGUAAUUAUUCUAAUGAGCUAUUUGAUCACAAUCUGCGGGUAUUGAGCGGGGAGAGACUAAGGAAGAUGGAACUAUGGCUAUCAUAGGUACUUAUCCUUAUUCAUCUCAUGGACAAGUGCUAAUUAAAAACUAGGCUCACUGGUAAAAGCAACACAAGUUGACCCGUCAGAUCCCUCAAAAAUAAUGCUCACGAAAAAAGAAGCGAUAGCGAUUCCUUCAUAUUCACAUUUGCCGGGCACGAAACUACAGGCAACACCACCCAUUACAUGUCUCUCUUCCUAGCCAUUUACCAAGCUUCACAAGAGAAACUCCAGUCAACACUCGACAAAAUUCUCUCGAACCGAGCAUCUGAUUCCUGGAACUACGAGUGAGAUUUCCCGACUCUAUUCAACAGUUUCGUAGGAGCCAUCAUGAAUGAAACCCUAAGACUCAUGCCUCCCGCUAUUGAUAUCCCCAAAACAACACACGAAACACAACACCUGAACCUCGAUUCUUAAAUAGUCACAAUCUUAGCAAACACCUACAUCUAUUUCAACAUCGCAGGUGCGCAUCGCAAUCCCCAUUACUGGCCCUGUCAAAAAAGUAAAAUAAGUACCAAAACU